AUGGGCUCCUGUGUGGGCAAGGAGCGUGGUGUCGCCUCAUCAGCUUGUGCUCUUCCGGAAAAGGGUCCAAUUCCUUCACUUGCUCGUCCUUUAUCCACAGUUCCCACUCCAUCAAGAGCUCUCUACACAUCAGCUCCUGGCAGCCCUCCGCCAUCACCCCGACCCGCACACAUUGCACUUUUUGACUACGAAGCGAGAACUGAUGACGAUUUGAGUUUUCGGAAAGGAGAGCUGCUAGACGUGGUGGACACAACGCAAGGCGAAUGGUGGUUUGCUCGUUCGCGCUCAUCUGGUCGAACUGGGUACAUCCCGUCGAAUUACGUGGCCCAAGAGAAGAGCCUCGACGCACAGCCAUGGUACUUUGGACGGGUUCGUCGGGCGGAAGCUGAGAAAGCUUUACAACAAUCAGAUGGUGGAAGUGGAGUGUUUCUCGUGAGAGAAAGCGAGAGUCGACACUCGGAACUCUCGCUUUCCGUCAGAGAAGGUGACUCAGUGAAGCACUACCGUAUUCGCUCACUCGAUCAAGGCGGUUUCUUCAUUGCUCGUCGCCGACCGUUCACCACACUCACUGAGCUCAUUCAACACUAUCAACAGGACGCUGACGGUUUGUGUGUCCCGUUGACAAGCCCUUGUCCGAAAACCGAUCUACCGCAAACGUCAACAUUUACAUAUGACGAUCAAUGGGAAGUCGAUCGACGAACCGUGCGACUCAUUCGACAAAUUGGCGCUGGACAGUUUGGAGAGGUCUGGGAGGGUCGUUGGAAUAACAAUGUGCCGGUGGCAGUUAAACGUUUGAGAGCCGGUGCCGCUGAUCCGUCCGAUUUCCUUGCCGAGGCGCAGAUCAUGAAAAAGUUGAAACACCCCCGUCUCCUGCAAUUGUACGCGGUGUGCACUCGCGAGCAGCCGAUUCUCAUUGUCACCGAGUUAAUGAGCGAGAAUUUAUUGCACUUCUUACAGGGUCGAGGUCGACAAAGCUCAAUUCGACAACUUGUUGACAUGGCUGCACAGGUGGCUUCUGGGAUGAGCUACUUAGAGUCGAAGAACUUCAUUCAUCGAGAUUUAGCUGCGCGGAACAUUUUGGUCAAUCAAUCGCAUAGUGUCAAGAUAGCCGACUUUGGUUUGGCUCGAUUAUUGUUGAAGGAGAGUGAGUACGAGGCACAUCCCGGGGCCCGGUUUCCUAUAAAAUGGACUGCUCCGGAAGCGGCAAACUUCAACAAGUUCACCACAAAGUCUGACGUUUGGAGUUUUGGAAUUUUGUUGACGGAAAUGGUGACAUACGGACGGAUACCGUAUCCAGGGAUGACGAACGCUGAAGUACUCCAACAAGUCGAACAGGGUUACAGAAUGCAAUGCCCGCCAAAUUGUCCGCCCGCUCUUUAUGAGAUUAUGAUACAGUGCUGGCGAGCCGACCCGGAGAAGCGGCCGACAUUCGAGACGCUAGAGUGGCGAUUAGAGGAGCUGUUCUCCGUUGACGGCUCCGAGUAUAAAGAGGCUGCACUUUCAUAU
Messenger RNA from Mesorhabditis belari, 1506 nucleotides. The record is from the annotation of a GenBank genome assembly. Lineage: Eukaryota; Metazoa; Nematoda; Chromadorea; Rhabditida; Rhabditidae.